Molecule: messenger RNA, 522 nt
Organism: Ichthyophthirius multifiliis
Lineage: Eukaryota; Ciliophora; Oligohymenophorea; Hymenostomatida
Exons: 1
Source: RefSeq, a predicted model, not a curated record
AUGUUGAGAAUUUCCUUUACAUGCUAGAUAGAUUAAAUGAAAAUAAAUAUUUACCUCAUCCAAAAUUAGCAAGAGCUUUAGAUGUUUUAUUCAUUUUGCACGCUGACCAUGAACUCAAUUGUUCAACUGCUGCUGUUAGGCACUUGUGUUCUUCUGGUGUUGAUGUGUAUACUUGCAUUUCAGGAGCAGCUGCUGCACUUUAUGGACCUAAACAUGUAAACAUAAUUUUUUUUUUUUUUUAAUUUUAAAAAAUAAAUAAUAAGGGAGGUGCUAAUGAAGCUGUAUUAAGAAUGCUAGAAUAAAUUGGAAAAAAAGAAAACAUUCCAUAAUUUAUUUAAGAUGUAAAAAACAGAAAGUAAUUACUUUUCGGAUUUGGACAUAGAGUAUAUAAAAGUUAUGACCCAAGAGCAAAAAUUAUAAAAAAAGUAGCGGAAGAAGUAUUUGAAAUUGUUGGAAAAGAACCUCUUGUCGAAAUUGCUAUGGAAUUGGAAAAAAUAGCACUUCAAGAUGAAUAUUUUGUGA